AUGGCUUACCAAAGUCCUCCAGAAACACCAUCCUCCUCCGGCGCCCACACGCCAACACACCCCUCCAUCGCACCGUCGCUAUCGAGCUCCGUCAUCACAAACAUGUGGUCUGGUCUAAUACGCCGCUUCUCCUCCGACGUCCCCGAGUCCUACGGCCACAACGAGCACCCCCAAGAGCCUUCACAUCUCGCUCACGCGUAUACCGAACCUGUCAGCGGUGGGGGCUUUCACGAUGGCAUUAACGGCGUCUUCUUCCCCACCCAACAACCCAUGCGAACCGCGAGCCCAUUCCGUCCGCCCCCUCUUGAUCCCAUCAUUCUGCACGGCUUCAAGGAGAGCACCUCGCCGAGUGCCCGGCUGUUGAGCCAUGGCGUGGCUGAGGAAAUUCGAAUUAUGCUUCCAGAGAGGCUCAGGAUCAAGGAAGACUGGAGGUUGAUAUACAGCUUGGAGCAGGAUGGCGCCAGCCUGGCAACACUAUACCAAAAGGCAGCCGAGUUCCAGGGACGGCGAGUUGGGUUCGUACUAGUCGUAAGGGACGAUUUGGGUGGCACUUUUGGCGCCUACCUCUCCGAAUACCCUCACCCCGCGUCCAAAUACUUCGGCAACGGCGAAUGCUUCCUCUGGCGCGCCUCCACACUCACCCCCCUCCCACCCCCACCAUCUGCUGACACGACGAACCUGACGCGCAUCACCACGGUGGCCAGCCCGACGCGCUCGUCCUUUCCGAAUAACAACAGCGACCGCAACGCGCCGUCUCCAGCGCCGAGCGAGUCGAUCCGCUUCAAGGCUUUCCCAUACUCGGGCAUCAACGACUACUACAUCAACUGCGAGACGGGCUUCCUAAGCGUCGGCGGCGGCGACGGCCAUUACGGGCUGUGGCUCGACGACAGCCUCGACCGCGGACAUAGCGGACGCAGCCAUACCUUUGGCAACGAGCCUCUGAGCGACGAGGGAGAGAAGUUUGGCGUACUGGGCGUGGAGCUAUGGGUACUUGGCGCCUGA
Colletotrichum orchidophilum is the source of this 1002-nucleotide messenger RNA. RefSeq lists its product as uncharacterized. Gene Ontology annotation, biological process: response to oxidative stress. Gene Ontology annotation, cellular component: nucleus. The transcript has 2 exons. The record is from RefSeq and is a predicted model, not a curated record. Lineage: Eukaryota; Fungi; Ascomycota; Sordariomycetes; Glomerellales; Glomerellaceae. Bases 1 to 1002 code for a protein of 333 amino acids.